AGCGGCACUUCCAAGAUGGCGACCUCCCUGAAGGCGGGUCCUGCGCUGCGGGGGCUCCUGCGGGGAUCCGAGGAGCAGCGGCUGCCGGAGGAGCUGCGGGCCGAGCUGGAGGCGGCCCUGGCCGAAGAGGAACCCCGCUUGUCAUUCCACUUGGUCCGAAAGCUCCACCGAGCUCUGCGGGAGGCGGGUUCUCAGGUAUAUCUUCAUGAACUGCUGGAAGGCAGCGAGAUCUUCCUUCCUGAAGAGAAAAAGCCUCCCAGGAAUCCAGAAUUAGUAGCCCGGUUAGAGAAGAUCAAGGCCAAGCUAGCCAAUGAGGAAUACAAGAAGAUAACAAGGAACAUCAACUGCCAGGAACUGAACCGAUACGGCACUUUGGCUGACCUUGGAAGGCAAGUGAGGUCCACCAAAGCCUUGGUUGUCGCCGUCGUCAACUUCCUGGUCACUGUGGGAGCCACGUUUGCCUGCACCUACCUGGGCUCCCAGUACAUCUUCGUGGAAAUGGCACCGCGUGUCCUGUCAGCCGUGGUUGUGGCCUCCAUCGUGGGCUUGGCUGAGCUCUACGUGAUGGUUCGGAACCUGGAGGGAGAACUGGGGGAGCCGUAGCCAAGGAGGCCUUCCUGGCCGGCCUUUCUCUUGGCCUGCUCUCUCACAGCCCUCCAUCCUUGCUGCUCCCCACUCGUGGCCGGGGAGGUGGGGGCGGCCACCAGAGGCCACCUGCAAAUCCCAGUACAAACCACCAAGGAGGAACAGGACCUUCUCUCUGCAACUUCUUCCUCCUGCAACUACAGACAAGUGGGCUCCUUUCCCUUCCCCAGAGGCCUCUCUGCUGCGAAAAGCCUUUCCCCAACAGGCCUCCCUUUUCUCUGGCACAAGUAAUCUGGUGUGUUUUCAGUAGUGGGGUUUUUCCCCCCUGCAGGCACUGAAGCUGCAAAGGGUCCAGGACUAGGGGAUCUGGUGGGGGAAGCAACUUCACACCAACAGUAGAAGAUUUUUCUUUGUGUAUCUGGAAGGUUGCUGUUCCCAAAGAGUUGGCCACCUGAGCUAGCAGUGCUAGAGAGGCUGCCCAUAGCGAUUACUUUGGUUGCCCUAUGGCAAACACAAAGGGACACACCAUUUUGCUGUUACACCAAGCCCGGCAAGCAACUGUGAAAGGCCGCAUCCUAUCCCUUGCAGUUUGGAGAUGCUUCCCCCCCCCUCCGCAAACCGCCAUCCCCCGGGUGUCGUCUUAAUGUAUAGAAAUCAACCUUCGUUGUGUGCAAUAAACGGAUCAGAAUCUG
Lacerta agilis (Sand lizard) is the source of this 1277-nucleotide messenger RNA. It is a transcript of the gene VMA12, whose product is annotated as transmembrane protein 199. Gene Ontology annotation, cellular component: endomembrane system. The transcript is spliced from 6 exons. Gene Ontology annotation, biological process: vacuolar proton-transporting V-type ATPase complex assembly. Lineage: Eukaryota; Metazoa; Chordata; Lepidosauria; Squamata; Lacertidae. The record is from RefSeq and is a predicted model, not a curated record. The coding region runs from base 16 to 603 and encodes 195 amino acids.